Messenger RNA from Staurois parvus, 558 nucleotides. The record is from the annotation of a GenBank genome assembly. NCBI's taxonomy places the organism in Eukaryota, Metazoa, Chordata, Amphibia, Anura, Ranidae.
UUGCUGGAGGGGGAGCCGCUGAGGAUUCUGGGAGGCUCUAUGCACUAUUUUCGAGUCCCUAAAGAAUACUGGAGGGAUCGGAUGCUGAAGAUGAAGGCGUGCGGCCUGAACGUUCUCACUACAUAUGUUCCUUGGAACCUUCACGAGUCAAAGAGGGGAAAGUUUGACUUCUCUGGGAACCUCGAUAUUUGGACCUUUCUAGAUAUAGCAGCUGAAGUGGGAUUAUGGGUGAUUCUACGCCCAGGGCCAUAUAUAUGCUCAGAGUGGGAUCUGGGAGGAUUACCUAGCUGGCUACUGCGAGACAAGGACAUGCAACUACGCACAACACAUAAAGGCUUUGUGGAGGCGACUGAAGCAUAUUUUGAUCAGCUUAUAUCCACAGUGGCUGGACAUCAAUACAUGCGGGGAGGAGCGAUAAUAGCUGUCCAGGUGGAGAAUGAGUAUGGCUCUUAUGCAAAGGAUGCCAACUACAUGGAGUUCAUAAAGACAGCUCUCGAACGGCGAGGGAUUGUGGAAUUGUUAUUGACAUCUGACAACAAAGAUGGAAUCAGCUCAGGC